AUGGCUUCAUUGGCUCGGAUACGGCUGCCCAGACGACUUCCUUUCGCGGUGCGCGCCAUCCAAACGUCGGCGGACACGACGGAGCUGCACCACGCCCCCUCCGACCCGUCUCACCCCAUGACAGUCAAGCUUCAUGAGGAUUCGUUUCGCGCAUACCAGUGUGAUGUUCCAGAGCUGGAGGUGCAGGUCACCAAGGAUGAUCUGUUGACUAUGUACAAGCAAAUGCAGACCAUGCGCCGUAUGGAAAUGGCAGCGGACGCUCUGUACAAAGCAAAAAUGAUUCGGGGGUUCUGUCAUUUAGCUAUUGGUCAGGAAGCUGUUUCUGUCGGGCUCGAGCACGGCAUAACACCUACGGAUAAGGUCAUUACUGCCUACAGAUGUCAUCCUUUCGCAGUUCUACGCGGCGGCACCAUCAAGGGUGUUAUUGCUGAGCUCCUUGGCCGACAAGGUGGCAUGUCACACGGCAAGGGCGGUUCUAUGCAUAUCUUCACCCCAACAUUCUUUGGCGGCAAUGGUAUUGUCGGCGCCCAGGUCCCUGUCGGCGCUGGCAUCGCUUUCGCUGAGAAGUAUCUCGAACGACCAAAUGCCACGUUUGCUAUGUACGGCGAUGGAGCGAGUAAUCAAGGCCAGGUCUUUGAAGCCUUCAACAUGGCUAAGCUAUGGAACCUUCCUUGUGUCUUCGUUUGCGAAAACAACAAGUAUGGUAUGGGUACGUCUGCGGAGCGUAGUUCUUCGAACACCGAGUACUUCACUCGUGGAGACAAGAUCCCAGGUAUUCAGGCUAAUGGUAUGGACAUUAUCGCCGUGCUUCAAGCCGUGAAGUACGCACGCAAGUGGACUGUGGAGGAUAAGAAGGGUCCAUUGCUCCUUGAGUUCGUUACGUACCGUUAUGGCGGACACUCGAUGUCUGAUCCAGGAACCACUUACCGUACCCGUGAAGAAGUACAGAGGAUGCGUAGCACGCAAGACCCCAUCCGCGGCCUGCAACGGUACAUUGAAGAGUGGGGUCUGGCCUCUGAACAAGAUCUCAAGCAACUUGAUAAGGCAGCCAAGGCCGAGGUUGAUCAGGCCGUAGAAGAAGCUAAAACCUCCCCCGAACCCCAGGCUAAGGACCUUUGGACCGAUAUCUACUACAAGGGCACAGAGCCUCCCUACAUGAGAGGUCGUGAACGCGAAGAGGUCCACCAGUACUGA
Molecule: messenger RNA, 1194 nt
Organism: Pleurotus ostreatus (oyster mushroom)
Lineage: Eukaryota; Fungi; Basidiomycota; Agaricomycetes; Agaricales; Pleurotaceae
Gene: PDA1
Product: alpha subunit of pyruvate dehydrogenase
Exons: 8
Coding region: 1-1194 (397 amino acids)
Biological process (GO): pyruvate decarboxylation to acetyl-CoA
Cellular component (GO): intracellular membrane-bounded organelle
Molecular function (GO): pyruvate dehydrogenase (acetyl-transferring) activity
Source: RefSeq, a predicted model, not a curated record